AAAAUUCUGGCAAGUUUACUAUCGCUUUGUUUGGAGAAAAGCCUGAUUUCAUGAGCAAGAUCGAAAGUACAUUCCUCCAAGGUCACUGUACUUUUGGGAAGCCUUCACCUUACUGUGAAUUGAAAGAAGAUAAUUCAUUCAGGAUCAUCAGUGCUCCUAAAUUCUUUGAUGAUGAAUGUAUGAAUCCAGACCAAAAGAUUAUUGACUUCAUGGCACUUUCAUAUCCUGGCCCUCAUUUAUUCAUACUGGCAAUAGAGUCAGAAAGCACAUCUAAAGAAAAAGUGGGGAAUCAAAUCAUUGCAUUUAAAGAUAUCUUUGAAGAAAAUGUCACAGAAAAUUUAGUUGUCAUCUUAGAAAAACAAGAAAACCAUGAUUUACUCAGUUAUGUAGACGAAGUGUUCAACGUCAAGUCGGUUAUUCUGAAAAAAAUGGUUUCAGUAUUUAUGAACUGGUCUUCAAACCAUCAGUCAUUUCAGUUUGACUACAAAAACUACAGCCACAAAAUUGUGCAAAGAAGGAAACAUGAGUUGGAACGCAAAAGAAAUGACUUUCAUUCUUACAAUGACCUUCAGAGAACAGACGCAGGUUCAUCCAAACGUGCUCCCCUCCUGUCAUCACAAUGGACCGGCUCUACGUUGAUGAACAGCUCUACCAUGACCCCAGCACCACUCCCUGGUGGCAGUGCCCACAGUUCGUUAGAUGCUGUGUUUAACAUAGUUCUGCUGGGAAAAGGUGGGACUGGAAAGAGCGCUUCAGCAAACGCAAUCCUGGCUGCAGAGAACUCCCUGCAGCCAAUGCUUCCAUCCCUGACAAUUGGGAAUAGCCAGCAGGAUUCAACCCCAUUUAAAUCCUAUCCAAGCUCAACACCAGUAACCACCAAGUGUGAGACCAGAAUGAUGAAGGUUGGGAGUGGAAAACAGAUUAGACUGGUUGACACCCCGGACUUCUGUCAUGAAAACAAAUCCAUGCAAGAGGCACAGCUGAAUGAGUGUGACAGUGCCCAUGGUGUGUCAGGAACUAUACUGAACAUUGUUCUGUUGGGAGAAAGUGGGACUGGAAAGAGUGCAUCUGGAAACACCAUCCUCGCUGCAGGAAACUCCCAGCAUUUAAUCAUUCAAGCAUUCAGUUCAUCUCAGCAAGAAGUGUGACCCCAAAGUGCUGCACUGUAUGCCUUUUAACACUAAGGGGUCCUGACAAUGCACCACUGUGAUGAUUGGUGAGUAGAAACAGGUCUUUCUGCAGCCUUCAUGUCUCUUCUAACAAUGAAUGCCUGUUUGUACUUUAAGCUAAACAUAGUCUGUGUUAUCAUUGGCUUGUGAGUCAUCUGAAAAAAUUGUUCUAACCUACAUGAAAUGUGCUACACAAACAGAGUUUGACUGAUUGAUUUUUUUGAUUGACAAGUUCAGCAGGAUAUUUUUUGGCCUACUGUCAUUUACACUAACAAAAACAUGUGCAGUGUUAAAUCAUGCAACCAGUCAACUUAAUCUCUUGCAGUAGAUAUCUGUGCAGUUCCUGAGUCAUACUGAAAAGCAUGCCUUUUAUCAAGGAUUUCACCAUCAUCAAGGCUGCAGGAGAAAAAAGUGAUGGUCCCUUGGAGAGUUUUUAGAUCAGAUAGGUGACGUUUAAAGAAUUAAGGCAAUGUGCAAGUUGCUGGUUUAUUUAUUUAUUUUUAGUCUUUCCAAGAUGUCAAUUUGAUCCCCAUCAGUCACCAACAGCAUCCUGGUAAAACAGGUGCUGUAAGGGGUGAAACAAAUGGAGCAAACCUGUGCGCUGAAACUUGCAGCUGUACGUGACUGUACAUCUAGUACUAUUCAGUACUGUGAGAAUGAUGUGAUCAAGUUUUUUUAUAUAAACAUUUUUUUAAACAAGUUUGUGAAAUAAAUACAUAAAAAUAGAAAAAAUAGUAAUUAUAUAUUUGUUUUUAAAAAGUUAUAAAAAGAACCCUUUGUUGAGAUAAGCAGGACAGAGCAGAUCUAUUUUGUUGUUGUUGUUGUUGUUUUUUCGUUUUGUUUUUUACCAGAAAAGAUGGAUAUGUCUUUCAGCCAUUGCUACUAUCUGUUUUUUUUUUUAUCAAGUCCUUCGGUUCUGGCUCCGUUCCUCUUCACCA
Haplochromis burtoni (Burton's mouthbrooder) is the source of this 2107-nucleotide messenger RNA. RefSeq lists its product as uncharacterized. NCBI's taxonomy places the organism in Eukaryota, Metazoa, Chordata, Actinopteri, Cichliformes, Cichlidae. Gene Ontology annotation, molecular function: GTP binding. The record is from RefSeq and is a predicted model, not a curated record.